AUGCCCGCAUUCAGCAUCACACGAAAGCAACGCUUGAUUGCUACUAUUGCCAUUUCUGCUGCUUUUUUUGUCGCAGAGUUGAUUGCUGGCUGUUACACUCAUUCAUUGGCCCUCAUUGCCGAUGCGUUUCAUUAUUUGAGCGACCUCGUUGGAUUUGUUGUUGCUCUUGUGGCUCUCAUGGUAUCGGAACGAUCUCAACCACCACCCAAAGAAUACACAUUCGGCUGGCAGAGAGCAACCCUCCUUGGCGCAUUCUUCAACGGCGUUUUCCUCUUUGCUCUUGGUGUUAGCAUCCUUGUCCAAGCUAUCGAGAGAUUCACGCACACGAUCAAGGUCGAUGAACCGAAAGUGGUUCUGAUAGUAGGAUGUGUUGGGCUUGGACUAAACCUCUUGGUUAUGUCCUUCCUCCAUGAACAUGAUCAUGACCACGGACAUGGACACGGUCAUGGGCAUUCUCACGGUCAUCAUGCCUAUGAUCAUGCCAGUCACUCGGACGACGAUGGACUAUCUACAAUGAUUGGCGGAUCUGAGAUCAAGAUGGAAGCCCGCAAUCAUUCAGUGACUAGUUGUCACCACGAACACAAGCAUUGUUCUACCGUCCCGUCCAAGCCUGGCAGAGAUCUUGGCUUACUGGGAGUUUUCAUCCACGUUGUUGGCGACGCAAUCAACAAUGUUGGAGUCAUCAUCUCCGCAAUUAUCAUUUGGAAGUUGGACAGCCCUCACCGAUACUAUGCCGACCCGGCGAUUGGUAUCUUCAUCGCCAUCAUGAUAUUUCUCACUGCCAUCCCCUUGACCAAGAAUAGCGGCAGCAUUCUCUUACAGAUUGCCCCGGGAGGCAUCGAUCUGGAAGAUGUGAAACAUGAUAUUGAAAUGAUUCCUGGCAUCGAGUCCGUACAUGAGCUACACAUUUGGCGUCUCGACCAACGUAAAUCAGUUGCAUCUGCGCAUAUCGUUAUUGACGAUAGAACCGUCAAGCAGUUUACUGAAAAGGCGAAAAUCAUCAUGGAGUGCCUUCACGCGUAUGGCAUUCAUUCAGCAACGCUUCAGCCCGAGAUUCUGCCUCCUGUCGUAGAGCAUAUAGAAGAUGCUUCAGACGAUAGUGAGGCUACGGUUCGACGACGCCGUAUCGACCGAUCAACUUCACACAUAAUACAAUACAUGGCUGAAUUCCCAUCCUUUCGGAACUUACCGACAGAAAUCCGCAUCACAAUAUGGGAGCUCGUCAAGCCACCCACCCGAGUCAUUGGCCAAGUCCCCUGCCGCGAAUGCUGGUCUCACUGCUUCAAAUGGGCACGAGGCCGAACCGCAGACUGCUCCCCACGCCGCGAAUGCGAGCAGGCAAACCACCCAGAUUGGCGAGUCCGAUACAUUGUCCAUCCGAAAAGGGACAUCAUCUUCCCACUACUCCAUGCGUGUCAUGAAUCUCGCGCAGUCUGGCUCUCGAAAUUCCACCAGCCCUCGAGAUAUCUAGUAUGUGAGACGGGGGUAUCGUCCCCGGACGAAGGGAGUGUGACUUGCCCGGUGAGAUUCGACGCGCCCUUCAUCAACUACGAGGCGGAUAUUCUCACCGUCUUCGACGACUGGGGCUACACGGGGGCGCUUAACACGGUCGACCACAGACCGCAGACGGAACAGAGCGAGGUUGACCCGUUUGUCGGACUGCGCAGGCACGAGAUUCGGCAUGCUGGCUUUUGCGAGAGCGCGGAGGAGCUGUGGUCGGGACUGCUGCUGCUUGAUCUGAGGACGUUGCCGGCGCUGGAGUCACUUACACUUAUACGAAUGGGUCCGCUGCCCCUGGGGAGUACUCAAGAUGGCGAGCUGACCGACUCUUCUGCUCGGGAGAUGUAUCCCGCGCAAUCUCAGAGAUUGGACUGCGUGAUACCGGAGGUUUUAUACCCAUACCUGGGCAGUCCUAAGGACAACUUCUUUCAUCACUGGCGGCCGCGGGGGAAAUUGUUUGAGCCUCGUUCUGAGGCUCCUUCCCACAGAGUGUUUUCUCGGUUCUGGACCGCCUUUCUAUGGCAUUUACUUCACAGGGACGCGAGGAAGGGGUUCAGCAGAGAUUCGUCUAGCUGGUGGAGGUUUAUGGAAUACGUGGACAGCUGGGUGGGUGAACUUCCCUGCGUGUUGAGUCAAGUAGAUGGCUGUGGGGAGGGCGGCCACAGUCGCAGGGACAUGUUUGGUUGGAUGCCAAAGUUUCGGCUGCGGUGUAAGGUGCUUUGCGAGGAGGGUGAAGUACAUGGUUUGAAGGCGCUGGAGGAUGCGAAUCGGGGUGAGCUUGUGGUUUGGGAGGAUGACCCGGUGGGGUUGGAAGGGUUGAUGCGGUUAUUACCUAGGAGGUAUGUGGCGGAAUAG
Pochonia chlamydosporia 170 is the source of this 2355-nucleotide messenger RNA. RefSeq names its product Cd2+/Zn2+ transporter protein. The record is from RefSeq and is a predicted model, not a curated record. The coding region runs from base 1 to 2355 and encodes 784 amino acids. Gene Ontology annotation, molecular function: zinc ion transmembrane transporter activity. The transcript has 9 exons. Lineage: Eukaryota; Fungi; Ascomycota; Sordariomycetes; Hypocreales; Clavicipitaceae. Gene Ontology annotation, cellular component: membrane. Gene Ontology annotation, biological process: intracellular zinc ion homeostasis; zinc ion transmembrane transport.